Molecule: messenger RNA, 2406 nt
Organism: Cinclus cinclus
Lineage: Eukaryota; Metazoa; Chordata; Aves; Passeriformes; Cinclidae
Product: histamine H3 receptor-like
Exons: 3
Coding region: 343-1551 (402 amino acids)
Biological process (GO): adenylate cyclase-activating adrenergic receptor signaling pathway
Cellular component (GO): membrane
Molecular function (GO): histamine receptor activity
Source: RefSeq, a predicted model, not a curated record
AGGAAAGCAAGGGAGAACCUCAAAUCAACCUCCUGACCUCCACAGAUAAGAAUCAUAUUACUUAAAGAAGAACUUGCAUUUUAAAAUACGAGCCUGAAAAAACUCAGUAUUUCUUAAGCAGAGGUCUGCUUGAGUUCUGCUUUAAAAGAAUCUUAGAAAAACUAGAUUUAGCUAGCAUCAAAAGCUUUUUAUUUUUCUCCACUUGAGAUGUUUUUUUCUUUUUUUGGGGGGGUAUGCUUAUUGGAUUUUUGACCUAUUCUAACUCCUUAUGAAUCUCAACAUUUUGGAUAACUUUGCCAGGUACAACUUCUUUUCCAGGCUGACCUGACCUGGAUACCCACCAUGCACAACAGCACUGAGGAAAUUCCUCAUGCGGCUGCGACGAGUAACGAGACUUGGACCACCCAGUCGCCGAGCUCCAAGUUCUCACUGGGUAUCCUGAUGCUGCUGGCUCUUCUCAUGGUGCUGCUGUGUCUGGUGACCAUCCUUGGAAACAUCCUGGUGAUCCUUGCUUUUGUUAUGGACAGGAAUCUCAGGCAUCGGAGUAACUACUUCUUUCUGAAUCUUGCUGUUUCUGACUUUGCAGUGGGUGUGUUCUGUAUGCCGCUGUACAUCCCUUAUGCCCUGACAGGGACAUGGCACUUGGGAAGAAGCCUGUGCAAGUUCUGGCUGGUCAUGGACUAUCUUGUGUGCACAGCUUCAGUGUUUAACAUUGUCCUUAUCAGCUAUGACCGUUUCCUGUCAGUUACAAAAGCUGUAUCAUACAGAGCCCGGCGAGGAAUAAUGUCCAACCCUGCCAUCAAGAUGGUGGCCAUCUGGGUCUUAGCAUUCCUCCUGUACUGCCCAGCCAUCCUGUUUUGGGAGCACGUGGCCGGACACAGCGUGGUAGCGGUGGAUCAGUGCUACGCCGAGUUCCUCAACAACUGGUACUUCCUCCUGUGUGCAUCCACCCUGGAGUUCUUUGUGCCACUGCUCUUGGUGACCUACUUCAACAUGCACAUCUUCCACAACAUCCAGAGGCGCCAGCGGCGUGGCAGCGUGCAGGACUGUGACUCUGCAAGGAGCAGCAGCCUGUCCUGGAGGUUUUGUGGCUUGUCGAGGCCAGGGGCAUCAUCUCCUUCAUCAGAAGCAGAGGACAGUGUUUCAUCACUAACGAGAUCAUGGAGACCAGCAGCGCUGGCUAAUGGUCCAUCUCGAACAGAAACCAGUUCUACGGCUCUCAAAAGGAACUUUUCUGCUUCUUUCUGUUCAAAGACUGGAUCAAAACUGCAGCGGGACAAGAAAAUAGCCAAGUCUCUUGCCAUAAUUGUCUGUGUGUUUGCCAUUUGCUGGGCCCCAUACUCUUUAUUAAUGAUUAUUCGUGGGGCCUGCCAAGGAAAGUGCAUCCAUAACUCUCUGUAUGAAGUAACUUUUUGGCUUUUGUGGCUCAAUUCCUCUUUGAACCCAUUUCUUUAUCCUCUCUGUCAUAUGAGGUUUCGUAUGGCUUUUCUGAAGAUAUUAUGUCCCAAAAGGUUUGCAACAUUGAGAUCUGGUAACAUGCCUUCUUUAUAGAGAGGUGAAAGAAAUGUCUUACAAAUAAGGUUCCUCUGUUAUUUAGUGAUACAUUUUCAUACAUAUUAUUGGCAUAAAUAGAGGAAAAAUCAAUUUGUUUACUAAUGACAUUGUUUGAGAGUACAGCAGAGUUAUGCAUUGCUAAUUUUCAGGAUCUCAUUUUUGGUUUUGCUGGUAUGAUGCCAGGUUAAUUACUGUCUAGUGCAUUGAAAAGAAUAACAAGCUUUGCUGGAUAUCCUCUUGGUUUGUGAGUGUGAGGUAUAUUUUUUUUCCUUGUCUUUUUUUUUUUCUUUCCUUUGUUUAAUACAUAGAGCUGGCACUGUGAAGAACUCUGCUAUUGCUACCUCCAUAGAGAGUCACUGGAGGGAGAUACCUAUUCUUAUAUGUGUUCAAGUAAAAUUUAUGUCCUAUUUAUGAAUCUAAAACUAUCAUUGAAGAAGCAAUUCUGUUACAUUUUUAAAGAUUAUAAAAAUACUCACAGAAGCAGUAUAUUUUCAUUUUAUAAACUAUUAUGAGGACAAGAGAGUGCCCUCUCCCUGUUAUAAUCCUCACAGUGAGCAAUAUGCAAGUGAAUGGGCUGCCUAACCUGCCAGUUCUAUCCUUUUCACAUUUUAAUGAGGUGUUGCAGGACAAAGUACAUGUAAGUUAGUAAUUCUGGAUGAUUUUCAAAGAAUGAUUUUUUCCAUGCUAAGAGAAUUUUGACAUUGGUUAUCAAAAUGGUCAGACAUAAAUGGUAGUUAUUCUUUUCACCUGUACUGUUUUUUCACCUGACAGUGGCUGCCUCUUCAGUCAUGUUUAAAUGAUAUUUAGUGCCAAAUCUGUGCACUAUGUGAUUGCCCAAAAGAUAGGCCGGGC